This is a messenger RNA of Paramecium tetraurelia, 417 nucleotides long. RefSeq lists its product as uncharacterized. The transcript has a single exon. Lineage: Eukaryota; Ciliophora; Oligohymenophorea; Peniculida; Parameciidae. The record is from RefSeq and is a predicted model, not a curated record.
AUGAUGGUACCAUAAUUUAAACACUUCCUAAAACACAAUGAAAUUUUCAAAUCUGACAUAAUUAACUCGAAAAGCAAAACUGACGAAUAUUCAGUUAAAAAUUAGAGAUGCUAAUGCUGUAAUGAGGUUAAAUUCAAAAAAUAUUACAACCUAAAAGAUCAAACUCUGUUAUCACUAUAGAAUAUUUGUUUCAAGAAAUUACAAAUACAUUACACCGAAACAAAUUUUAAGAUGUUAAAAUAGGGCAGUUGUUUGAAAAUGCAAUUACAAAACUGUUAUCCGAAACCUUACUUUCGGUUAGAUGUAGGUUGGGGUUAUGACUAAUCCAAAUAAAGUAUGGAUGAUUAACGUCACAAAACAACUACGAUUAUAGAAUACAAAGCUUAAAAUAUUUCAUAAACAGCAACCUUAUUAUGA